AUGUCUUUCGAGCCACCAUCUCAAGGGAACGCGUCCAGGCUUCUUCCUCAGCCAGGAUCGCUGGAGUACAUAAACAGGCCAAACCCCGUUGAGCCCAGUGAUCUGAGCCAUGGCAUUUUCGAUGGAAGUACUCGCGAGCUUGACCGGACCGCUAAUGAGCAGCUACACCCGUUUCUGCUAGGCAACCGAUUGCGUCAACGUAACGAUCUUGGAGCAGACGCCAUACGGCUUGCAAGACGCUCACCUCACCAGUCAUCUAUCUCUUCGCUUGCCGCCGUACUCAAUGAUGAAGACUCGCCUCCUAGGUUNGGGGAGUAUGCUUCCCAUCGAAGAGAUGUUGACCAAGCAGUCUUCACAUUGCCAAAGUUGCCAGCAAAACGACAUGCGAAACGUCACCGUGUGCCUCCCGUCUUGCAAGGUCUCCAUCAGCCUCCGCCGGACGCUGGUCUUCUACCUUCUAUCAGUACAGAGGAGGCUCAAGUCUUUCUCUCCACUUCGAGGAGCAGCAAGCCUGCAGCUACUGCAACUUCCACUGACGAGGCGACUCCUACUGUAACUACGCAAGAACCUGUGGUACCCAUCGAAACUACUCAGGGGGCUUCGGAUAAGCGUUCUCGACGCAAUCUGUGGACCGAUGAAGAGACCAAAGAUCUCCUAGCCGGAGUGUCUAGAUUCGGCAUUGGUAACUGGAAGAAGAUAUUGCUCUGCUCAGACUAUCAGUUCCACAAACGGACGGCCGUAGACCUCAAAGACAGGUAUGAACGGAUGCUGAUUCUUAUCCUCGUGCUAGACUUAUGUGUUCACAGGUUCAGAGUUUGCCGUCCUGAUGCUUAUGGUGGUGCGAGGAAAACUCGAAAAGCCAAGAGAGUCUCACCUGAGGAAGCCCCCACCGUCGAAACACCCAAAAAAGCAAAGACAGCAGAGUCAACGACAGCGGAGGCUCCGAAGGAAGCUGAUCCACAGUCCAAGCAAGCCGGCAUCACAGACCAGACUUUAUGGAAGGCACAACGCCGACCGAGACGUAACUUCACAGAUGAAGAAGAUCAGGCUCUGCUUAAAGGCUUCCGAGAGCAAGGCCCGUCUUGGGUCUCCAUCUGUAAAGACGAGGCGUUCAAAGAGCACGGCCGAACUCCAACAGAUUUGCGCGAUCGACUGAGGACAAGAUUUCCAGAAAGGUAUGCACAAGCCGGUCUAGCAUCCCGGCCAGCUGUUCCCAAACCUGCCAAACGAACUCGAGCCACACGCGAAGAGUCAGAGAAGCCUGUAGAGCUAACUCAGACUCUCACACCUACUGCUGCCUCCUCGAAAGACAGCCAGACGAAGCCACCCAAUGACAGAUUGGAAAGAAUAAGCUCGCGCACCGGUCCCACGUAUACACUGCCUUUACCUAGCAUUGAAGACGAUUCACUUCCGGGUUUCGGCUAUCCUGACGACGAUGAGGAUGCGGAUCCGAUUGUUUUGGAUCGCAGCAUCAUGGACUGGGCAAACAACAACAUGCAACAGCCUAAUCGCCAGUCACAUUCACACGCGUCUGACAACCUUCCAUAUCCUGGCAUCGAUCCCCUUGUCACGUUGAAGCUGCCCAGACCUGGCUUCUUCUGA
Molecule: messenger RNA, 1602 nt
Organism: Aureobasidium vineae
Lineage: Eukaryota; Fungi; Ascomycota; Dothideomycetes; Dothideales; Saccotheciaceae
Source: the annotation of a GenBank genome assembly